AUGGAGUCCGACAUCGCACAUGAUCUCGACAAGCUCAACAUUAGCGAUAUUCUCAACGCAGACUCACGACCUACGUUUAUCAUUGAUCUUGAUCCUGAUGAUGAGACACCACUGCGCUCAAAGGCUAUUCAGCCUGUGUUUUGCAACAGUGCGCUUGCCACGCAUGAACGACUCUUAGAUGCCGUGCGCGGUGAGCAGAGCGAGAGUGAGUAUGGGGAGUUCAAGACUUGGGCUACAGGGAUUACAAAGCAGGAUGAUUCGAAGGAUGUGUUUCCAUUGUUCUUUCUGUACAAGGGCUUGCUUUGGACGGGGUCGACUGUUGCGAAGAGAUGGAGAUUGAUUAGUGGGAAUCGACUUUGGCAGCACCCUGAUACGCCGGCGAGUUUAUCAUCGGCUGCGCUCUCAAGAGCGAGUACGCCGCGCCUCAAGGAUCAGAAUACGCCAAAGGCAGAGGUUUCGAAAUCGCCAAAGCAAGACGAGGCGAAGGAGGCCCAGCAAACUCCGAGCGAAGAUACAACGCAGGAAAUGACGCCCACGGAAGCAACAUUGAUAGCGUCUACGCCCCGGAAAUUCCCAUUCAGAUCUUGGUGGCGAGGCAGUACCUCAAAGGGAAGUUCGGAUCGUAACACGGGUAGUUCGAGCAGCGGCUCCAUCAUCCUAGGUAAACCCGAAAAGGCCGUCGCAGACUGGACGGUCACGAACCCCAAAGGUCUCUCAUCACCCUAUAUCCGCCUCCUCCGCGCCAUAGACUGGUCCUCAACACCCCUAGGCCCGAUGUCCUCCUGGUCCCCCGAACUACGCCAAGUAGCCAAUCUCGUGGUCAACAACCCCCACCCCGCGAAUAUCUUCUGGGGAAGCGAUAUGACGAUGCUCUACAACGAAGCGUACGCACUUCGCUUCGCGGGGAACAAGCAUCCGUCUAUGCUAGGGACUGGAGCGUCGGGGCCUUGGUCGGAGGCUUGGGAAGUUCUUGGGUCAGCGCUGCAAGAGGUUGUGCGGACGGGUGUUAGUUUCAGGAGUGAUAAUGAUGAUCUGGCAUUGUACAGGAGGGGCUUCUUGGAAGAGACGCAUAUUUGCUGGUCGCUUACGCCGUUGUAUGGCGGGACGGAGAGGAUUGUUGGGUUUUAUAAUGCGCCGUUUGAGACGACGGACUUGGUCUUGAGUCAGCGACGUAUGGGGACUAUUAAUAAGGUCAGCGAGUCGUUGAGGAAAGCAUCGAGUAUCAAGAGUUUCUGGAAGUCUGUUCUUGAUGGCCUUGAGGAUAACCAUCGAGAUGUCCCGUUUGCACUUCUGUACUCUGUCGGCGAGGCUGAAGAAGCAGAUCAUCAGUCUAGUUCGUCGGGGAGCACGAUAUCAAGCAAAUCGUGUUAUUUGGAGGGGACGAUUGGGAUACCGCUUGGACAUGCUGCUGCGCCGGAGCAGAUCGAUCUCAAGAGGAGUUAUCAAGGCUUUGUGCCUUCGUUUCGAGAGGCGAUGCGGACGAGGGAGCCUACGCUUGUGAGGAUUCGGGAUGGCACGUUGCCUGAGGACUUAUUGCAUGGGAUUCAGUGGCGAGGAUUUGGCGAGGCCGGUACGGAGGCGAUAAUCUUUCCGGUUCGACCUACAAAUGGCGAGACGGUUCUGGCGUUCCUCGUGCUGGGCGUCAACCCCCGAAGACCUUAUGAUGAGGGGUACAUUUCCUUCGCAACACUUCUCAACAACCAACUCGCUACUUCACUCGCAUCAACCAUUCUUUUCGAAGACGAGACCCGACGCGGCCGCGACGCAGCAGAAGCAGCAGCUCUAGAAAAAGAGGAACUCAGACAACAAAUAAUUCUCCAAGCAAGUCGUCUUCGACGAAUGACAGAGCUAUCGCCUCUGGGUAUGUUUCUCACCAGUCCAGAGGGUAUCCUCCGCGAAGCAAAUGAUCGCUUCUACGAAAUGACGGGUCAUAGUCGAGAUACUCAGGGUGAUGUGUCCUGGGCUGAUCUCAUGAAGAACUCGAGCGGUGUAAUGGAAGAAGGAUGGCAUCGGCUAACGAAGGAUAUGCUCCCUUGGUCAGGAGAAGUUAAACUCCGAGAAAGUUUUGAAAACUCCGUUAACAUCCACGGUGAAUCUAUCGACUUUUGGGUUCUCGUCACAGCCCAUCCUGAAAUCACCGCCGGCGGAACUUUGCGGUCCAUCAUGGGUUCAAUAACGGAUAUAUCUCAUCUCAAAUGGGCACAAGGUUUACAGAACCGAAGAUUGCAAGAAGCAGAAGAAACGCGACGCCAACAGAACGAAUUCAUCGACAUAACAUCCCACGAGAUGCGCAACCCCCUGAGUGCAAUUCUCCAAUGCGCAGACGACAUCACCUCAGCGAUGCAAGCAUGUCGCACCAACGGAAUCGCAGCUUCACGAGAAGUCAUCGAGUCAUGCCUCGAUGCAUCGCAAACGAUAGCGCUUUGCGUCCAGCACCAAAAGUCAAUCGUAGACGAUAUCCUCACCAUUUCAAAACUUGACUCUAACCUGCUCUUGAUAACGCCUUUGGUGUGUCAGCCGCAAGCCAUCGUUGAGAGGGUGGUCAAGAUGUUUGAGUCAGAGAUGCUAGCGAAGGAUAUCACGCUUGAGAUUGACAUCAGUUCUGAGUUUGAGGAGUUAUCUGUUGAUUGGGUUGCCAUGGAUCCGAGUCGCGUUCUCCAGAUCCUUAUUAAUCUCAUGACCAACGCUAUCAAAUUUACUGCGUCUUCGACAACGCGGGUGAUUAAGGUCGCGGUGGGAGUGUCCAAAGAGCCUCCACAGAUCGACAACAUUCCUGGCUUUGCGUUUGCGCCUACCAGAGGUGAAAUCGGGAGUGUUGUUGGAUCUGAUGAAUGGGGUUCUGGAGAAGGUCUAUACGUAAGGUAUCGAGUGCAGGAUACAGGCUGUGGAUUGACGGAUGAUGAGAGAAAGUUGCUGUUUCAAAGAUUCAAGCAGGCUAGUCCACGAACGCACUACAAAUAUGGCGGUAGUGGCCUCGGACUGUUUAUAUCGAAACGGCUGGCAGAGCUACAUGGCGGUCGAAUCGGCGUUGCGUCAACGGCCGGCAAAGGCAGCGACUUUGGUUUCUACAUCCAAGCUCGACGAUGUUUACCUCCCAACGAGCAAAGCUCCCCCCAACCAAUCCUCUCCGAAAUACCCUCUACCAAAAAGACAGUCCACCUCCUAUCCCCCAACCCCUCCGCCCGAACCCGCCGCGAGAGCAUCCUCGCCGCCGUCUUCACGCCCAACUCCCUAACAAUCCACAUCGUCGAAGACAACCUCAUCAACCAAAAAGUGCUAGUAAACCAGCUGCGCAAAGCAGGCUGCACAGUAAGCGCCACGAACGACGGGCUUGAAGCUCUAGAAUUCUUAAAAAAGACACAUUUCUUCAAAGCUGGGGGAUCAGACUUGUCGGUUAUCCUGAUGGACUUGGAGAUGCCGAACAUGAAUGGGUAUCAGUGUGUUAGGGAGAUUAGGAGGUUGGAGAGGGAGGGGAUGAUAGCGGAGCAUGUUCCUGUCAUUGCGGUCACGGCGAAUGUGAGGGAUGAGCAGAUUAGGAUGGCGUUGGAUAGUGGUAUGGAUGAUCUUGUUUCGAAGCCGUUUAGGAUCCCGGAGGUUAUGAGUAAUUGGGUUGGAGUACGGGUUCUUCAGGGUUAG
Messenger RNA from Fusarium oxysporum Fo47, 3636 nucleotides. Its product is annotated as PAS domain-containing hybrid sensor histidine kinase/response regulator. The coding region runs from base 1 to 3636 and encodes 1211 amino acids. Lineage: Eukaryota; Fungi; Ascomycota; Sordariomycetes; Hypocreales; Nectriaceae. The transcript is spliced from 2 exons. Gene Ontology annotation, biological process: phosphorelay signal transduction system; phosphorylation. Gene Ontology annotation, molecular function: phosphorelay sensor kinase activity. The record is from RefSeq and is a predicted model, not a curated record.